CCAAUGAGGAGCACGGAUAGUGGAAGGUGGCGCCCUUGCCGCCAUAUUUGAGUUCCGGGUAGCGGAAGGGAGGAGAGUUGUCUCUGUGCUUCCUGACUGCCGGCUUCUUAGUCGGGGACGCCUGGAUGUAUCAGAAGCAGGAAAUGGAGCCAGUGACCUUUGAGGAUGUGGCUGUGAACUUUACUCUAGGAGAGUGGACUAUGUUGGAUUCCAGCCAAAAGAAGCUCUACAGAGAUGUGAUGAAGGAAACAUUUUUGAACCUGAUCUCCAUAGGGAAAACAGAAGAAGAUAUUGAAGAGGAGUACCAGAAGCCAAAGGGAAACCUGAGAACUCUGGUGGUUGAGAGACUCUGUAAAUAUGAUCAUGGUGGUCAGAAUGGAGAAACCUAUCGACAGAGUCCAGAGCAUAUUGUGAAUGAAAAAAUGUCUCCUGCAAUAACUGAGUGUGAAAGAGACAUGGUUACUUAUUUACCCUCAGAUGCACACUUCAAAGGUCAAACUGGAGAGAAACCAUGCCAGUACCAGGAACAUAUGGAGAAGGCUUUUAAAUAUAAGAAAUGUUGGAAGGAUUUCAGUUAUUCUGAGUUGCUUCGGAUGCAUAAAAGCCCUUCUAUGAGACAGAAACCCUGUGAAAACAGACAAUCUAAUGAAGCCUGUAGGAGUUUCACUUCUGAUCAUGAUUAUGAGGGAACUUACACUGAAGAGAAAUCAUAUGUUUGUAAACAAUGUGGGAAAGCAUGGAGUGAUUCCUGUAGCCUUCUCUGGCAUGAAAAAAGUCACAUUCAAGAGAAACGCCACACAUGUAAACAAUGUGGAAAAGCAUUUAGUCGUCCCUCACAGCUUCACAAACAUGAAAGAAUUCACACUGGUGAGAAACCCUAUGUAUGUACACAUUGUGGAAAAGCCUUUAUUGAUCGCAGAACCUGUUACAAUCAUGAGAGAACUCACACUGGAGUAAAACCGUAUGCUUGUAAACAAUGUGGGAAAGCCUUUCUUCGUUCCUGCCAACUUCUCAUCCAUGAAAGAAUUCAUACUGGAGAGAGACCUUUUGUAUGUAAACAUUGUGGCAAAGCUUUCACCUACUCCAGUGCUUGUUAUUAUCAUGAAAGAAUUCACACUGGAGAGAAACCCUGUGUUUGUAAGCAAUGUGGGAAAGCAUUUAAAUGUUCUGCCUACCUACACAUACAUGAAAGAUCUCACAGUGGAGAAAAACCCUAUGUAUGUAAGCAUUGUGGAAAAGCCUUUGCGUAUGCCACUGGAUGUCACAAGCACGAGAGAAUCCACUCUGGAGAGAAACCAUAUAUGUGUGUGCAGUGUGGAAAGCUAUUCAGUUUCCCCAGAUCCCUUCACAUACAUGAAAGAUCUCACAGUGGAGAAAAGCCCUAUGUAUGUAAGCAGUGUGGGAAGUCUUUCAGUCAGGGAACUUCUUUGAGAAGACAUGAACGAAUUCACACUGGAGAGAAACCAUAUGUAUGUAGGCAAUGUGGGAAAGCCUUCAUCCAACGUGAUGAUUGUUACAGUCAUGAACGAACUCACACUGGAGAGAAACCAUACAUGUGUGUCCAAUGUGGGAAGACUUUCACUUUUUCCAAAUCCCUUCAAAUACAUGAAAAAAAUCACACUGGAGAAAAACCCUAUAUAUGUAAGCAGUGUGGGAAAGCAUUUACCUGUUCCACAUACCUUCUCAGACAUGAAAGAACUCACAGUGAAAAACUCAGUGGAUACGCAGAUGACCGAAGGGUUCCGCCCUUGCUGCCAUUUUGGAGCCUGUGUAGCUUCGGGGAGAUUCGUGGCUGUUUUGCCUUGGCGACCGUCAUUUCUGCCGAUUGUGGGCUACUUGGAGAGGACACCAGGAUGCGUCACAAGCACAGAAUGGAGCCCGUGACCUUUGAGGAUGUGGCUGUGAACUUCUCCCUAGGAGAGUGGGCUUUGUUGGAUUCCAGUCAAAAGAAGCUCUACAGAGAUGUGAUGACAGAAACCUUUAUGAACCUGAUCUCCAUAGGUAAAACAAAGGGAAAGGAAAAUAUUGAAGACAACUACCAAAAUCUCAGGAAAAAUGUGAGAACUCAGGUGGUUGAAAGAAACUGUGUCUAUGGAGAUGGUCGUCAGUGUGGAGAAAUUGAGCCACAGAUUUCAGAGCAUAUUCUUCAAAGAGACAUGGCUCCUGCAAUAGAAAUAUCUGAAAACAGUGUGCUUGCAAGAGACAUCAUUGCUCAUUUACUCUCACAAGUGCACCUCAGAUGUGAAAUUACAGAUAAGCCAUAUGGGUCUCAUGAAGAAGUGGAGAAAGCUUUUACACAUGAGAAAUGUUGGAAAGAUUUGACUUACUCUGAGUCCUCUCAGACAAAUAGAAGUCCUAGAGAGACAGCCUAUCAAAAUAAGGAAUCUUCUAAUGAAGUCUGUAGGAGUCUCAAUUCUGAUCAGUGUUGUGAGAGAAUUCCCACUGGAGAUAAACUCCAUGAAUGGAAGCAAGUUGAGAAAGCCUUCUGGAGGUACAGUUAUGGUCAAAUCUAUAAGAGGAUAACCAUUGGAGAAAAGCAGUUUCUGUGUAAGCAGUAUAACGAAGCCUUGGUUAAUUCCAGUCAUCUUAUCAAACAUGAAAUAAUUCACCCUGAAGAGAAAUGUUACACAUGUAAGCAGUGUGGGAAAGCCUUCAGGUAUUCCUCAUCCCUCCAGAACCAUGAAAGGAUUCAUAGUGGGGAGCGGCCAUAUGUGUGUAAGCAAUGUGGAAAAGCCUUCAUCCGUUCCUAUGACCUUCUCAUCCAUGAAAGAAUUCACAGUGGAGAAAAACCUUAUACUUGUGAGCAUUGUGGAAAAUCUUUCACCCAUUAUAGCGGCUGGUACAGUCAUGAAAGGAUUCACACUAGAGAGAAACCCUAUGUUUGCGCACAGUGUGGGAAAGCAUUUUCAUGUUCUACAUCCUUCCGGAGGCAUGAAAGAAUUCACACUGGUGAGAAACCUUACCUAUGUAAGCAUUGUGGAAAAGCCUUCACCCAUUCCAGUGCUCGUUACAUUCAUGAGAGAAUUCACACUGGAGAGAAACCCUAUGUUUGCAAGCACUGUGGAAAAGCAUUUCUUCGUGCCAGUCAUCUUAACAACCAUGAAAGAAUUCACACUGGAGAGAAACCCUAUGUUUGUAAGCAUUGUGGGAAAGCCUUCAUCCAACGUGAUGCUUGUUAUAAUCAUGAAAGAAUUCACACUGGAGAGAAACCAUAUGUAUGUAAGGAAUGUGGGAAAGCAUUUAGGAUUUCCACAUCCCUUCGUGACCAUGAAAGAAUUCAUACUGGAGAAAAGCCUUAUAUAUGUAAUUAUUGUGGGAAAGCAUUUAGGGUUUCCACCUGCCUUCACAAACAUGAAAGAGCUCACAUAGAAAAGAAACCCAGUGGGUAGAACUCUGUACAUCAUGUGGAAUUGUCUUUGGUCAACUUGUUAUUGUGGGGUAUGAAAGAAAAUCGUCUGGAGGGCCAGUGAGAUGACUCAGAAGUAAAAGUGCUUAUCAACAAGCUUGAUAGACUGAGUUGGAUCCUCAGAAUCCAUUUGAAGAGGGAGUCCUGAGUCCCCAAGUUUUUGGAUUUGCACACAUGCCAUCAUUUGCAUUCACAAUCUCCUAC
Messenger RNA from Phodopus roborovskii (desert hamster), 3610 nucleotides. RefSeq names its product zinc finger protein 14. The transcript has 8 exons. Gene Ontology annotation, biological process: regulation of transcription by RNA polymerase II. The coding region runs from base 126 to 3389 and encodes 1087 amino acids. The record is from RefSeq and is a predicted model, not a curated record. Lineage: Eukaryota; Metazoa; Chordata; Mammalia; Rodentia; Cricetidae. Gene Ontology annotation, molecular function: RNA polymerase II cis-regulatory region sequence-specific DNA binding; copper ion binding; DNA-binding transcription factor activity.